Molecule: messenger RNA, 1752 nt
Organism: Gadus chalcogrammus (walleye pollock)
Lineage: Eukaryota; Metazoa; Chordata; Actinopteri; Gadiformes; Gadidae
Gene: ddb2
Product: damage-specific DNA binding protein 2
Exons: 11
Coding region: 185-1552 (455 amino acids)
Biological process (GO): response to UV; DNA repair
Cellular component (GO): nucleus; Cul4-RING E3 ubiquitin ligase complex
Molecular function (GO): damaged DNA binding; protein binding
Source: RefSeq, a predicted model, not a curated record
ACCUACCGUUCACCAACGGUACCACACGACAAGUUACAAAACAUUACAUGUACUCACGUGUACGAUUAGGUCCAGGAACAAGGGGGUUCUUCCAGCGAACAACGACAUGCAGAGAAGAUGAAAAGUAAAAUGAAGUGAAUCAUUGAGUUCCGGGCGAACUAUUGCUAAAAAGAAAGUACGCAAUAUGACGGGGAAGACCACAAAAGCAGGAACCUACAGGAGAGGCGGGCCCAGAAGCAUCUUGCACUACAUUUAUAAGAGCACUCUGGGGGAAAGCCUCCAUUCCCAAAUUCGACAGUGCCUCCAGGAACCAUUCGUUCGCUCCCUUGAGUCCCACAGUCUCCACCGAACUGCCAGCCCGUUUAACCGCAGAAUCACUGUGCUUGAAUGGCACCCUACUCACCCCACCACCCUGGCUGUGGGCUCCAAGGGCGGGGACAUCAUGCUCUGGAACUUCGAUGGCCUCAACAAGGUCACUUUCAUUCAAGGGAAAGGAGCUGGAGACUUCAUUGGAGGGAUGAAGUUCUGUCCAACGGACCUCUCCAAGGUAUACACAGCCUCUGGUGACGGCACUCUGUCGCUGCGGAGCUUUGAGUGCUGCACGUCCACCGUCCUGUCCACCACUAAAGACUGUAGCCAUGACUACCACGAUGUCUGCUACUGGUACUGCUGUGUAGACGUGUCUGUCAGCAGACAGAUGCUGGUGACUGGGGACAAUGUUGGACAGUUGUCAUUACUGAGUCUGGAAGGCCAAAAAAUCUUUAGCGACAAGUUGCACAAAGCUAAAGUGACGCACGCAGAGUUCAAUCCCCGAUGUGAUUGGCUGAUGGUUACUGCCUCGGUGGACCACACAGUCAAACUCUGGGAUUUGAGAAACAUAAAGGACAAGAAAAGCUUCCUCCAUGAGAUGCCACAUGACAGGGCUGUGAACUCAGCAUACUUCAACCCUUCUGACUGCUCAAAGCUGCUCACCACUGACCAGCGAGACCAGAUCCGGGUCUUCUGCUCUUCUGAUUGGUCCAGACCACAGCAUGUCAUCCAACACCCACACCGGCAAUUUCAACAUCUCACACCCAUCAAAGCCACGUGGCACCCCGUGUACGACCUCAUCGUGGUUGGCCGCUAUCCAAACGAUAAAGUCUGCCCCGGGGAUGUGAGGAGUGUGGAUGUGUAUGAUGCCAACACAGCAGAGCUGGUGUGUCAAAUGCAAGAUCCCAGUGCCUCUGGGAUCAUCCCUGUCAACAAAUUCAACCCGAGAGGUGAUGUCAUAGCCUCUGGAAUGGGGAGCAACAUCCUGGUGUGGAAGUGGGACGGCUCCCCAUGGAGGGAGCGCGGUGAGCCGACUGAGGGAGAGGGGUCCAGGGACACGAGCUCCAGGGGCCAGCGGGGCAGCAGGCCGACGCGGCCUCCCAGGGAGGGGAGGUCUGCGGCUGGGGACGCAAGGCUGAGGAAGAAGAGAUCUGCCCUGGAGGAGGGAGAGACACAGACUGUGGCCAAGACCAGGUCCAAGAGCACGGUGAAGACUAAAGCACAGAGGGGAAAGAAGAAGUAAAGACGGACCCAUGGAAGAUGCUGAUUGGUGUUGUUUAUUUGUAUAUAAGGUACCGGAUGUUCUUGUACAUGUGAUCAUUCAGGUUGUAGCACUCUCCAGGGAUUUGUCCAUUCACUUAAGCCUAAGGUUAUACAGGCGAACAAAUUCUAUUGUAUACUUUUAUGUUUUUUGUACUGUUGUUAAAUAAAAGGUUAUUUGAU